Messenger RNA from Salvia hispanica, 1070 nucleotides. RefSeq names its product BAG family molecular chaperone regulator 1-like. Lineage: Eukaryota; Viridiplantae; Streptophyta; Magnoliopsida; Lamiales; Lamiaceae. Gene Ontology annotation, cellular component: cytoplasm. Gene Ontology annotation, molecular function: adenyl-nucleotide exchange factor activity; protein-folding chaperone binding. The record is from RefSeq and is a predicted model, not a curated record. Gene Ontology annotation, biological process: protein stabilization.
UCUCCACCGACACAAUCGAUUCAAUAUAUAGAGCGAGCGACUUUCAUAUUUUGUCGGGAGAUCUGAAUUUCUUCCUUCCGCAGCCAACCAUCCUUUUUUCCCGUUCAAGAUUUACAGUUUAGCAGAAAAGCGUUCAGUUCAAAUACAGUAAAAUGACAAGCAUUGAGACGGAGAGCGGCUUGUUAAGAGAGUGGGAGCUGAGGCCCGGCGGAAUGCUGGUACAGAAACGCACCGACAGCCCGGCGCCACCCACCAUCCGCGUUCGGGUCAAAUACGCUUCCAUUUAUCACCAAAUCCACAUCAGCUCACAAGCCACCUUCGGGGAGUUGAAGAAGAUGCUGGUGGGGCCUACGGGGCUGCAGCAGCAGGAUCAGAAGCUGCUAUACAAGGAUAGAGAGAGAGAUUCCAAGGCGUUUCUUGACAGCGCGGGAGUUAAGGACAAAUCCAAGAUGGUGCUGGAGGAGGAUCCCAUUAGCCUAGAGAAGAGGUAUUUGGAGAUGAGGAAGACUGCCAUUAUGGAAAAGGCUGCUAAAAUCAUCUCCCAGAUCAGCUUGGAGGUCGAUAGGCUCGGUUCCCAGGUCUCCGCCCUGGAAUCUGUGGUGUCUAGAGGUGGGAAUGUCGCUGACAAGGAUGUUGCCAGUCUGGUCGAAAUGCUGAUGAAUCAGUUGCUCAAAUUGGAGACCAUCUCUGCUGAUGGUGAUGUCAAACUCCAGAGGAAAAUGCAGGUGAGGAGAGUGUGCAAGUAUGUGGAAACUCUUGAUUCGAUGAAGAUGAAGAAGCCUCCAGAGGUAGAGGAUUCACCAAACCUAGGGCAGCAACCGGCGGUGAUCACCACGGAGUGGGAGAUGUUUGAUUCUAUUCCGACCACAGCCGCCCCGGGGCAUCCUAGUAAUUUUACAUGGAAUCUGCUUUAACUAUGUUUGUUGCACUAGCUGCGUUGGAUUGGUAUCAAUUCUCCAUUCUUUUGUGUAUUUACCAUCCCAUACAUAUAGAAGUCCUUAUUCACACUUGUCAAAAUAAAUGGGGCUACUACUACUGUUGUUACCUUCCAUAGAUACUAAUUGCUCUCA